GUUUUCCCCUCUGUGUCAGACGGAGGCACGGCCUGGAUUUCCCAAGAGUCCUUCAGUGUAGAUGAAACUGACAGCGGGGUAGGGCUGAAGUGGAAGAAUGUGGCCAGGCAGCUGAAGGAAGAUCUAUCGAGCAUCAUCCUCCUGUCAGAGGAGGACCUCCAGGUGCUCGUUGAUGCCCCAGUUUCAGACCUGGCUCAGGAACUAGGCCAGAGCUGUGGCACUGUCCAGGGGCUCCAGAACGCCCUCCUGCAUGCGCUCGACCAGAGAGAGGAAGCCCGUCAGUCCAGGCAGCUCCUGGAGCUCUACCUCCAGGCUUUGGAGAAGGAGGGCAGCAUCUUGUCAAAGCAGCAAGAGUCCAACGCCGGCUUCGGGGACGAGGGGGACACAGUUGACAUGGGGAUGAGCAGAGAGCGCUCCUCCGAAACGGCCCUGUCGAGCCAGAUCCUUUCUGUGCUGCAGGAGAAGGCUGCCCCCGAGCUGAGUCUGUCGAGCCAGGAUUUGGAGGUGGGCGACAACCAGGGACCCUGCGACUCCCCUGGAGCUGUAGGGUAGGCCAGCAGAGGGCUGUGUGGGACCUCUUUCACCUCUGCAGAGCCUGACUCUUAGCUGCUGAUGUGCCUAUCAUAUGCCAGAACGUUUGCUAGCAUCUCGUUUAAUCUAAAUCCAAACGGCUUAAACACAAUGGAUACAUGCCCUCCCUCAGAUUAUCAAACAUUACUUUCUGAUCCAAAGUGGGUAAUUAAAUGACUAGGGAGGAAUGGUGGGGCUCAAGCUUCUGGCGUGGCUUCUGGUCGUCAGUGGCUGAAGAGGAUGGACUGACAGUCGGCUGAGGCACAGACAAUACCAGA
This is a messenger RNA of Hipposideros armiger (great roundleaf bat), 848 nucleotides long. RefSeq names its product DNA fragmentation factor subunit alpha (gene DFFA). The record is from RefSeq and is a predicted model, not a curated record. Gene Ontology annotation, biological process: negative regulation of execution phase of apoptosis. The annotation marks the transcript as partial. NCBI's taxonomy places the organism in Eukaryota, Metazoa, Chordata, Mammalia, Chiroptera, Hipposideridae. Gene Ontology annotation, cellular component: chromatin. The transcript is spliced from 3 exons.